GCCGCGAGCCUCGUGCUCGGGAGCGAGGGCGCGGACUGGGGGACGGACAGCCGCGCGGUGGGGGCCGCGGGCUUCGAGGCUGCUCGGGCCGUGGAGGUGCGGCCGCGGACCGCGCCAGGGGGUGCCGCCACCAUUCGGCUGGGAGGCGCGGCCGAGGAGUCCGCCCCGACCCCCGCCGCGUCGCCCCGCGCGCCGCCCGGCGGGGCCGUCACCCUCUCGCUGGGCAGCGCGGGCGCUGGCUGGGCCACGAGCAGCGGCGCCGUGGGCGCCAGCGGCUGGGAG
Molecule: messenger RNA, 282 nt
Organism: Prorocentrum cordatum
Lineage: Eukaryota; Dinophyceae; Prorocentrales; Prorocentraceae
Source: the annotation of a GenBank genome assembly